UGUUGAGUGUCCAAUGGCGAUACAGGAGACAGGUAUCACUAUUGCAUUGUCUGUUGAUUGUCCAAUAGCGAUACAGGAGACUGGUAUCAUCAUUGCGUUGAAGUUGGCGGUUGGGUGAAAUUUGGCUCCUUAAUUUCCGAAACUUUAGGAGUCUUUCUCUAGCAUCUAAAAUUGCAGGUAACUUAUAUCUCGAGUUUACAAAAUGGAUCCAAACAGGCCACCAAUGACAGGCCUUCCCUGGCGUGGGCGCGGUAUAGAAACCGGUGUAGGACGAACCAGAGGUUUUAUCACUCCUUUUGAUAACUCACAAAGUCAAAGACUCGGUAUCACCUCUGCUGGACGGGGGAGAGGGCUGCAGCCUGAUGAUGGAGGGCUUGGUCGAGCAAGAGGGUGGCUCUCUUCUGCAACAGAACCAACAGUAGGAGCAUCAAGAAGCACAAUCGUUCCUAGUAGAGAGCCACUCCAUGCAGAAACACCCACUCAUGCCAUGAUGGAGCAAGCCCUUACACAAGAAGACCUGGCUAGAAAAGAGGUUGAUUUCCCCACACAUGAUCAAGGCUCUACACUUGUGUCCAUGAUAAGAGGAAUUGGCUUAGAAGGCUCUAUGGCCUCAUGGGGAAGAGGAACAUUACCCAUAGGAAGAGGAGCAGCUGGUGAAAAGGAAGAGUUAAAGAAGCCAAGUGCUGCAGGUGUGGCUUCCAGUAGGCAAGAGAUCAGUGGCCACAUACAAGGAGUCAUGGGCAGAGGGCGCAGCUUUCUUGGCCAAGAAAUCCCCAAAAUGAUGGUGGGGCUCGGAAGAGCAGCAAUGCCCCCUCCGGGAACGGCACGAGGAUUUCCUUUAUUUCCUCCACCAUUACCCCACGAUAUCGGUUCUCGUACCUCUGAACCUGCCGUAUAUGUUCACCCUCAGAUUGCUGACGCAGCGUCCACUGCUGAAGACCUACUAGACCCUAUUGUACCAGAAAAGAAAGCAAUGGAAAUGGAAACGGAAACAGUCCGAAGUUUGAGGGUGCACGGCCUGGUGUGCGGCUCCUCCUCUGAUGCCGGCAACUUUCAAAAGCAUGAAUUCACCUUCUAG
Molecule: messenger RNA, 1078 nt
Organism: Nerophis ophidion (straightnose pipefish)
Lineage: Eukaryota; Metazoa; Chordata; Actinopteri; Syngnathiformes; Syngnathidae
Product: piwi-like protein 2
Exons: 7
Coding region: 203-1078 (291 amino acids)
Source: RefSeq, a predicted model, not a curated record